This is a messenger RNA of Theobroma umbraticum, 448 nucleotides long. RefSeq names its product UvrABC system C protein. The record is from RefSeq and is a predicted model, not a curated record. Lineage: Eukaryota; Viridiplantae; Streptophyta; Magnoliopsida; Malvales; Malvaceae.
CCCGAGCCUAGCUCGAGCCCUGGACCGAGGUUCAACCCAAAAGGAAAUCAAAAACUCCGGCGGCUGCGCGCGACCCAAAAUAACGAAAUUCAAGCUCACCUGAAGAGAGAGCAAGAAACCCCGAGAAACAGAGGAGCCUGCGUCUUCAUCGUCUGGCUGAUUUUGAAAAGCGAAUCAUGGCGGGAGGGAAUUUCAUGCACAGAGUUAUAUCCUACGUCGUCAAUGAACUUGUCGUUGAUAGACUAGCAAACAGUCCUGCCUUCCAGAGGUUUGCCGUCAGGACAUCAAAGAAGAUUGAGGAUAUUUCCAGUAUGGCUGAGCAGAAGAGGCAAGAACUUGCUGAACAGAUGAAAGAAAUCACGAAAAAUAUUGAUUCUAAGAACCAUUGAUGCGGUGGAUAUGCUAGUGCUUCCAAUUUGUGUGACUGUCGUUGAUAAUCUAGCUCGCU